AUGGCCAGCGACGGCUACGACCGCAUGAGCGAGACCGACGAGCGGCGCAGCAGCUUCUCGUACAGCCAGCCCGGCGCCUCGUCGGCCGGCGGCGUCGACGGCUUCACGCGCAGCUCGAUCCUCGACCGCGAUAUCGUGGCAGCGCCCGUCGACCACGCGGUGCCCAUCCCGCCCAAGGCCUUCAAGGGCCGCAUCCGCGUGCGUAGCGCUGGCCCGGCGUGCUGCUCUUGCUCGUCAUGAUUGGCGGCUCGGUUGCAGCCAUCGUGCUCUUGGCGCGGUACUUUCACGGCCAGGCGCAAGCGCGGACGACCGACGUGCAGAAGCGCCUCGCCAAAGAGCGC
Saprolegnia diclina VS20 is the source of this 341-nucleotide messenger RNA. RefSeq lists its product as hypothetical. Lineage: Eukaryota; Oomycota; Saprolegniomycetes; Saprolegniales; Saprolegniaceae. The record is from RefSeq and is a predicted model, not a curated record. The transcript is spliced from 2 exons. Bases 1 to 240 code for a protein of 79 amino acids.